CACAUAUUUUAAAUACUUGUUUGCAAUUAAAAAAUUAAAAUAUAAAGAUUAAAAUAAUCGGAGUACCAGAGCACCUAAGAAUUUUUGCCUACAUGGACAUAUUUUCUGUGAGCCCUCACAAACACGUACCCACCGUAAAAUUCCAAGUGUCAAUCUCUUCUUACUCUUCCAUUUAUGCUGCCCUUCUCUGAUUGGUCAAGUCUCACUCUUAAGAACUCCAAUCCCUCUCUAAACCCCCCCCAACCAACCUCCUCCCAAAUCCCUUCCUCCUUCCUUUACAUGUCUCCCAGCGCUCUCUCUUUUGCCUCCCUACCGCCGUCGCCACCACCGUCAUUACCGAACAGCUGGUAGGCCGGCGUUAGCGAAGAGAACCGCCUACCGCCAUAACAUGAUCAAGACGUUGAACCCCUACACCGACGCGGAAAAAACCGCUGAGAUUAUGUCCAGAUACAGGCCCAUAGCGCCGCAACCUGAGAUAACAGCAAACCCAGCAGGCGAUAAACCGUCCAUGUCUCAGAAAAUCAGGGACUCUUCUUACCUUAGAAACCUCUGGCCACGAUUCCAGGCCAGACCCACCAGGACUCGAAAGCGAGGUCGAACCGCUCUCUCUCCCAUCACCUUUAAGAGGCAGAUGAGUCAUCACAUGCUAGGAUUCUCCACUCAUUGUCAUGUGCAAUCUCCGGUGAAAAAUCUGAGAUUGGACGGUUUUGCUCGUGCGCUUUACGGAAGCUUCGACACCGCCAACACCGCCGCUUUGAUGACUCUGCCUCUUCUGCCAUACAUCCCUCCGUCGUCGGUCCCAAUUGCCACAAACCAAGCAGUGGUUCCGGCAGAACUCGAGUUGAUGAAACCCUGCGGAGGAGAGGAGAAUUUGAUUGAUUUGAACAUCGUAGCGGCUGAAAUCCCAGAGGAAAAAGAUCUGCUCAAGCAACUACAGGGGAAUUCCCCUGCACCUCCACCAACAAACAACAAUGUCAUAGAGCCGCAGCCAAUUCGACUGGUAGGUUCCAACAUAAGUGUCGGAUGCAUCAGCGCAGACCCAAGUCUAGCCCCGGCAGCGCAAGCUCCUAAGAAACCAGAUGACGUUGAGGAGGAGAUGGAGUCUAAAGCCCUGCCAGCAGUCAUAUCAGACUCGCACAAAAAAGUGAGGAUAGCAAACUCUGCCUACAAGGAGAUGGUGGGACAGCCAGAGUGCCCAUGGCUUGAUGUCAUCGUGGCCGGAGAUGGGCGGUUCGGAGGCAAGAGGAUCAGCGGGGAGGUCAGUCUGCAGCUUUCUGGUUCCGGGGUGCCCGUUUCUUCAAACGGGUUUUCGUGCUGGGUGAGGAUUGAAUGGGGGAACGAGAUGAACAAGCACACGAUCAACACAUUCUGUGACGUGAUGAAGCUGUCCUGUGAGUCCAAGGACUACCUCUUUGAAUGGAGGUUCCACACCCACAGCAGGGAGGGUUGUCAGUCCUCCAGGUCAAGUGCUUGAAAAUUUUCUACAGUAAUUAUGAGGAGUAGUGUAGCUAGCUCACUAGGGGAAACAAUGCAUCUUAGGUCCUUAAGUGUCUAGUAUAUAUAUGUUUUAUGCGUGCAUAUAGCCAGAGGAAGUAUAUGUAAAGUUUGGCCAGCUUUCUAAGAGAGAAAAAAUGCUUGUUCAUCUCAA
Malus domestica (apple) is the source of this 1648-nucleotide messenger RNA. RefSeq lists its product as uncharacterized. Lineage: Eukaryota; Viridiplantae; Streptophyta; Magnoliopsida; Rosales; Rosaceae. The record is from RefSeq and is a predicted model, not a curated record.